AUGAAUAGAGAAAUUAAAAGAACAGUAUAGCAUACACACACACACACACACCGUUGAGAAGUGUACCUGACAGGUCUCGUUAGCGGGACGCCGCCGCUCUGUUUUCAUCUCAAGUGAAGGGAACCACAAUACACUUUUUUCGUAUGGUAGUGUAGUGAUAGAGAAGCAUGAUGUCUAGGUCACUGAGGGCAGAGACGCGCUCCCGUGGGAAGGAGGACACCAAGAGGUCAAUGCAGGCACUUGAUAAAGUGCGACGUUGGGAGAAGAGAUGGAUUACAAUACAUGACACAACAAUGAAGAUAUAUAAAUGGGUUCCUGUUAUUCAAGAUGAAAGGAAGAAGAAGGGCGGUGGGAGUGCUAAUAAAGAAAAUCGGCUGUCCAGCCGAGACAGUAGUAUGUCUGCUUUCCAGAUGGGUGGAGAUGACUCCAAUACUGUAGCAACAAAACAUGACAGCCACUUCCUCGAACAUAGAGUUAAGUGUGUAGUUCCUACUUGUUUGCCAUGUCUAUGAUGAGUGACUCACAAGAUGCAACAGACUUUUCCUCCACACAGUUCAACAUCUCAGAGGACUCCAACUCUGAACCACCUUUUAAGAAAAAGCUUGUAGAAUGAUAAAUUAAGCCAGAUAAAUGUAUAGACUACCUUUAAUUUAAUUUAAUUAAUAUUUUUUUUUACUUAAAAGAAUUGUGUGUUUGUACUGAGAGCUCCCAGAGCUUGGUACUUUCUUAAGAAUACAUAAAUUAUUCUGUCUAAGUUAUUGUUCACUAAAGUAAGCCACUAUUUUAAAAUGAGUGUGCCUGGAUGAUGUGUGCUGACUGAUCAGAGUUUUACAACUUAAGGCUCGAGGCAACCUUAGGCCAUGAAAAUCAUGUAGCAUAAAUAAUUUGUAUAAGCAUUCACUUGCAGAUCCCUAAAAAAAAUAGAUUUUGUCUUAAACAAUGAUAAAUGUACAAAAUGUUCUUGGCAUUAAUGAACUUACGGACAGUU
Scylla paramamosain (green mud crab) is the source of this 988-nucleotide messenger RNA. It is a transcript of the gene BCL7-like, whose product is annotated as B-cell CLL/lymphoma 7 protein family member A-like. Lineage: Eukaryota; Metazoa; Arthropoda; Malacostraca; Decapoda; Portunidae. The transcript has 6 exons. The record is from RefSeq and is a predicted model, not a curated record. The coding region runs from base 168 to 512 and encodes 114 amino acids.